CCUUUUUAUUGUACUGGCCUCUUCUAUGUGUUGGCGACAAAAUGUAUUCCGUUAUCUACCAGAUGAACAAACUUGCAAAUUUCAUUGGUAAAGAAAGAGAUGAAUAUAAACUAAAAGCUUCAAUAUGUUCUGGAGUAACUCACAAAAACAAUCCUCCUCAACAGGAAUUGUUAGAUGUAAACAUUAAUCACUCUUUAAUGCUUUCUGUCAAUGAAAUCAAAACAUUUCUUUCAUUCCUGGUAGAGGAUCUGAAGCUCAGCGGGGUGAACUCAUAUGAUGCUUUUGCCGAAAAAUACAGUGGAGUCAUUUACUUUUUAGUGCAUAUAAAUAUGCACAACUUUCGGUCGACAUUGGAAUGUAUGGAAAGCAAAGAACUGAAUGCCGCUUAUGAUAACUUGUUGGUGGAUAUACAUAAACUGCUUUUGCUCGUCCAACAACAUACGUACAAUAUCGACAAUUUUAGAAAAUACAGAAGACAAAUAGCUGACCUUUUGUUUGCAGAAAGGAAAGAAAAAUCCGUAUCUAAAUGCCUUUUAGAUACCGAAAAAUUUCUUCAGGAGUAUAUUUUUCAGGAUAACUCAAACAUCACUCUUUGUGAGAUGCUCUCUUGGUGGAAAGAUUACGUAAAUGUUCUGUUUUGUCUUUUCGAUGAUUUCUACUCGUCGUCAGGCUUUAGCCUUCUGCAUACUAUGAUAAUCUACCUUAGAAAGUGGUCAAAAGUCACUCAUUCCAAAGUAAUACUGUCACAAUUAUAUAUUCAAAAACUACUAGGUGAUGAUUUUGGAAGGCUUUCUUUACAAGUAUUACGUAACAUCAAUGAAAUUUUAAAGAUAUGGUCCAACAUAUCGAAACAACUGAAAAGAAUUCAGCUAAAUAUUUUAACUCAAUUAGAUUCUGCCAAAACGGAUAUUCAUGGGGCAAUAUCACUUAGUGAUAAUUCAAGUGACCUGUUGGGUGAACAAUUCGAAAGCUCAGAAACCAAUCUUGGUACAAUCUUUGAUUUGAGCUUUUUUUAUUCGUUUUUCUUUUAUGAUCAAUCACACGAAUACACUUUGGAUACAAGGCGACACUCUUCUAGCUCUCCUCAGUCCCAUAAACCUAAAAGUGCAUUGAAAAAAUCAGGUGAUACAUCAGUAACUCCAGAGAAAGUGAAUAUUUCUAAAGAAACAGAAACAAUUCUAUGGGAGCCAGUUUAUACGAUGAAUAAGUCGUUAACAAAAUGUUUAAUUCGCGCAACAUUGGAAACUCUACAAGAUUAUGCCAGUCAAUUACAAUUAGGAUGUAAUCCAACUGCGAUCGACAUUAUGAAUAGUAGUAAAAGAGAUUCAAAUCAAUGCGCAAAUAAUCUGAAUAUUGAAUAUUAUAACUGUUUAAAUAUACUUUUGCAAACCCCAGUAUUUGCUACAUCAGUACAUGGACAAUUAUUCAAUCCAGCGGAUUUAUGUUUUAGUGAUUUUUGGUAUCAUAAAAACCAAAAUAUACUCGAUGAACAAUUCAAUCCUAGUUUUACAACGCAAAAUAUGUUGUGUUCAUGGAAUGGUGCUGUUGGAACAGGAGCAGGUUUACCUAUGCCUAAAAUUUAUAUUAGUAAGUCUUUACAAGCUUUCAUCGCAUUCAAUCUUGAAAUUCUUCUGCCUAUGAUACUGAAUUUAUUACAAAUUGAUAUCAAUGAACAACAGUCCAAAUCUCAGUCCAACAACCGGGAAAAUUCAAACAAUAAUUCUGAGGAAUUCGAUGAUGAUUUAAACAACAGGCAGUAUACAAAUAAUUUAAAUGAUGAUAGUCUGAGACUAUUGAUUUCUGAAGUGAUCAAUGUUUUACUUACUAUUUUAAAUGGCCAUGGAUUAAAUAAGUCCUUCAGUGUUGAUAUCACUGACAACUCUGCUACGGAAAAUAAUGAAAAUAAGAACGAUACUAAGGAAUUUGUCGGCUUAACUGCACAACUGAGUACAAUUACAUUAUCUGUUGACUGGGACUUAAAUGGGAUUGAAAAAUUAGCUCUAUGUAUUUCAGAUUGUUUAAGUCUACGUGCAUUGUGUAGCUUAUUGGCAUCAAUAUUUGAUAGAGAAAAUGAGUCCCCAGUUAAAUCUUUCAAGUUUAAUGGACAACAUAAUGUAACAUCCCUCUUCCUUGGAUGUGCGAAAGAAUACGAUGUAUCAAUACGUUUAAUGAGUGAACAAAUCACCGACAUCAGUCUAGUAUAUUAUUAUAAUAUUGGUUUUACAAUUGAAGAAGAUUUAAAUUACUUAAACAAAAUCAAAUUACUGUUGUUGCCAGACCAAGUUAAAUUGCAAUCAAAUCAAUCAGUAUUAGGUGCUCAAUCAGAUAUUAAACAUUUAAGUAAACCUAUUCAAUCAAUAUGGUGUAUUUUGUCCAAUAUGUGGUCAAUAUUAAUUCAGACAUGUCCUGGAGGUUUAAGUAGACAGAUUAUGGCACAUGUUAGUUCAAAACUCUUAGAGUCUGCAGUACAACAACUUGAUGUUUCUAAAAUAAAUUCAGGUUUAGAUUUUUCUAUGCAGUUUAGAGAUGAAUUAUGGCUAAUUCUUGCUAUUGCGAAAUUCGCGCUUUAUCGAUCAGCUGAAACAAUAUCUGAAGUACUAGGUGUAGGUAACCUAUCAGUUGAGUUGAAUACAAUUCAUACAACAGGUCUACUAACUACUCAAAUGCUAUUAUCGUGUUAUACUCCGAGACAUUUGUGGGAAAAACUUCAUGAAAAAGGAUUUUACAGUUAUAUAGUAGAAAAUACAAAUAAGACGUUUGAUUUCAGUUUAUCUAAUUGGUUAGCAAUUGUUGAUUCUACUCGAUUCCAUGACAUUCCAAUACAUUUAAUGAAAGAACAUCCACGACAAACAGAACUAGAAAUAGAAGUAGAACUAUUCUCCGUAUCAGGCCAUUUUGAUCCUGUUAGAAUUAUUAGUUUGUUAACUUCCUGGAAUUACAAAUUAAGUCUUUUAAUACUUGAAACAUUGUAUGCAAAUCAAUCAACUGAUAUUUUAACAGAUAAAGAGAAACUUGUGGCAAAACAAUUGUUCAUCUCAAUACUACGUAUACUGGAUGCAAUACCAGAAUAUACAGAUUUUUUAGGCAAAGUUGUAGAGUUAGUUAUAAUCCCAGGAUCAGAAAAAUGUAAAUUAUUAAGUCGAACAUUAUUAGAUCAUAAAGAAUGGCCUUUAUGGUUUGAUGUAUUAGUUCAACUAUUGGCUGAACCACUAGAAAGAAUAUGGAUUCGUUUUAAAGAGUUAAAAGAUCAAAGAUUAGAUGAAGAUGAAUCUUUUCAUGAUUAUAAACUAGUGGAUAAAUUAAAUGAAAAUCCAACAAAUAUAUUGAUUAAUUAUAUACCAAAACGAAGAGUUUAUUGGGAUCAUUUAUUUCCAUCUGGUUAUAUGCCAUGUGGAUGUUUAUUACCUGAACCAUUUAGUUUUAAUAACAUAAAACAAUCUCAUAUAUGUACAUCACCAAUUAUUGACAGAAAUCGUGACAGUAAUAACAAUAACAAUAAUAAUAAUAAUAAUAACAGUGGUAAUCCUAACAUAUCAACAAACAGUUCAACAAAACAUCAAUUGAAAAUCACUUCAAAAUUUGAAUUAGAAGAAGAAAUUGGUAAUUAUAUGAAUUAUUAUCAAAAAUGUGGAUGUAGUCAAGAAGUAUGGUUUGAAUUAGCUUACGAUAUUAUACGUCUACCAAUAAUGAAUUGUUCAACAGGUUUACAAUUAGCAUUGACUAAAAUUAAUAAUUAUUUCAUUACAAUAAUUGAAAAUCAAUUAAUAGAAUAUUCGGAACAAAUAAAUAUUAAUAAUAAUAAUAAUAAUAAUUCAAUUAUUGGACAACAUUUUACAAUACACUUAGUGAUAUUAUUCUUAAAUUAUCGAAUACAUGAAGAGAUUAAAAUAAAAACAUUAAAUAAUGAAUAUAAAACUCAACAACAAUCUGCAAUUGAACAAUUACAAUAUUCAAUAUUAUUGGAAUAUUUGAAAUCAUUAUUGAAUGUAAAUGACGAAAAUGAAGAAAUUUACGCCUGUAAAAAACGUGUGAGGUCAUUUUUAACUGAAAGAAAUAACGAUGUGAAUGAUUCUGAAUCAUUUAUCCCAGGAAAUUCCAGUAGAAUUUUUAAGAAUAUACAAAAUCUACGAUUUGUACAACAUAAAGCUCUAUCAGACUUAUUUUUCAUGCAUGAAUUCUUACAUGCAAAUACUAUAUGGAUUAAUGAAUUGAUCCGUAAUCAAAGACAAUGUUAUAAAACUCCAAUGCAUAAUAAACCAUAUUUUCAAUUAGACAAAUUAUUCAUUCCUAAUGUUGGCAUCAAGUUAAUUGAUCCUAUAGAGGAAAUAAACUGGGAAAAGAUUCAUUCUAUUAAUGUUGGUCUUCAAGAAUUAUAAAUUAAAAAACCAUUAAGAAACUUCACAUAUUGAAAUGAUAUGUUAAUCAUUAUAAUCGAAUUUAUUUACUAUUGUGAACUAUGAAUGAUGAAUACACAAUAGAACAUAUUUAUUAGUUGUCCAAUAGUGAAUAAACCAAUGAAAUGAACCAUUUCAAAAAUAUAUUUGAAAUACAUUUUUUUUCCAGAGCAUAAUAUUUCUGUUAUGAAAAUAUCUUACAUUCAAUUAUUCGUAAAAUAUAUACAUUUAUGAACAUGAAUUGAUUGUAUUCAAUAUUCAUGGAAAAUUUCCUUAUAUUAACAA
Messenger RNA from Schistosoma margrebowiei, 4679 nucleotides. The record is from the annotation of a GenBank genome assembly. NCBI's taxonomy places the organism in Eukaryota, Metazoa, Platyhelminthes, Trematoda, Strigeidida, Schistosomatidae.